GUUUUUAAAGUUGUGAGUUGCAAAAUGCUAUGACCAUUAUUUACCAUAGUAGCGAUGAUCCUGUCCUAAAAAUGUUUUACCCUUCUAAAGACAUUUUAUAGUAGAAUAGAUAUAGAUAUAGAUUUAUUCUUUCAUUGAAAAGGAGAGAGGGGCAGGAACUUGUUGGGUGUGAUAGAUUUAGCACCUUGUAAUAGAUCUUAUGCUUGAUAGAAAUAUUAGAUUGCAUAGAGUCAUCGAAUGAGGUUGUGUGCUUUACUGUUGCUCUUGAUACUGCUUUGGUGUCUUACGUUUUGCCUUUCUUGUUGCUUGUAGAGGUAUUCUUUAAUCGGAUUUUAAAUAGCUGCUUUGACUUUUACAGAUAUCCGGACUCGUGAGGAUUGUUACAAAACAUGACAACUGUAGCUCGACCUACAUGGGCACCUGCAAAAGGUGGUAAUGAACAAGGUGGUACUCAAAUUUUCAGCCCCUCCCAAAAAUACUCUUCAAAGGACAUUGCCUCUCACACAACCCUAAAGCCCAGAAAGGAUGGGCAAGACACUAAAGAGGAAUUGCAGAAGAGGAAUCUCCGUGAUGAGUUGGAGGAGCGGGAACGGUGGCAUUUCUUGUUGAAGGAUAAGUCCUAUAGUGACGAUAGAGAUCGUAGAAAAGGAGGCCACUUUCUAUUGUCUACAGAAACUGUUCACUGA
Molecule: messenger RNA, 686 nt
Organism: Camellia sinensis
Lineage: Eukaryota; Viridiplantae; Streptophyta; Magnoliopsida; Ericales; Theaceae
Source: RefSeq, a predicted model, not a curated record